AGCGGUCAUGUCACCCCCUCGCGGUAUGACGGGUCAUGGUCCCCGCGAAUGGGCGGCAUUGACCUCUCUGACUGACUGAGAUGCGGAGUGGAGGUAUAUAAGAUGGCUUGGGCCGGGGUACUGGGGCGCAGAGUCUGGUGGAUAUCAAGGGUUGAUUGAUUUAUUCCUACGAUGGAUUCGGCUGAGGUCUACGAUUAUAUUGUCUGUGGAGGAGGCACUGCCGGCUGCGUCGUCGCCGGUCGACUGGCGGAGAACUCGAAUGUUCGGAUUCUCGUCAUCGAAGCAGGGCAGCAUAACAAGGAUUUGGAAAAUGUGCAUAUGGCUGGCGGAUGGUCAAAUAACUUCGAUUCGGAAACCGACUGGAACAUUGUCACGCCGUCGAUGAAAGGAGUCGACGAUCGCCAAGUCAAGCUCAGUCGCGGUCGGUUUUUAGGCGGCUCUUCCGGUUGCAAUGGCACGCUAUGUGUGCGAGGAAGUCCGCAGGAUUACGACGAUUGGGGUCUGGAGGGAUGGAGCGGAGAAGAGGUAUUCGCGGCGAUGAGAAAGGCAGAAACCUUCCAUCCCAAAGACUGGCACCAGGCAGAUCUCAAAAGCCACGGCACCUCAGGCCCCUUGCAUACCGAACCGCAUGAUCUGGCUCCCAUCGGAAACCUGCUUCUGGAUUCGUUCGUCUCGCAGGGCCUGCCGCUUCGUCAUGACAUGUUCAGCACGGGGGAUGUUCCGCAUGGAUGUGGCCAUGUGCCGCGGACAGUACAUAAGGGAAUCCGAUCGACGUCUGCUGACUAUAUAACGAAGGACUAUCAUCGUGCAAAUGUCACUAUCCUCACGGACACGACCGUCGAUCGCGUAACCCUACAAAAAGGUGCCGAUGGACUUCGGGCAACGGGCGCAGUCGGCAUCUUUCCCGAUGGCUCGUCGCGGAUCUUCAAUGCUCGAAGGGAGGUUAUCAUCUCGGGGGGUGCCUACUGCAGUCCGGCUGUUCUCAUGCGGUCCGGGAUCGGUGCACGUCAAGAGCUCAAGGAUGUUGGGAUCCCAUGCAAUAUUGACUUGCCGGGCGUAGGAAAGAACCUAAUGGAUCAUCUGAUCGUGUUCAUGUUCUACGAGACCGAAAAGCCGGGCCUAACAAACGACUAUCACGUCUACCACGACGGCAACUUCAAUAAAACAUACGCUCAAUGGAAGGAACACAAGUCCGGGUUCCUAUCAACCUUUCCAUUCGGCUCCUUCGCCUUUGCCCGUCUCGACGACCGUCUUAAAGACGAGUCAUUGUGGAAAACCGCCCCCCGAGAACCAGGACGAGACCCGAUGGGACUGACGCCCAAACAGCCUAACGUUGAAUUCUUCAGCACGGAAUGCUACGGCGGUCCGAAGCAAUACGACCAGUUCCCGAUCGACCAUAAACAUGCCUUCUCGAUCAUCGCGGAAUUGUUUGCCCCCAAGUCUCGCGGGACGGUGACUUUAAAGUCUAGGGAUCCAAUGGAGAACCCGGUUGUCGACUGCAAUUAUCUAGCUGAUCCGAUGGAUCUAUUGGUCCUGUCGGAGGCGUGUCGAUUCGGCAAUGAGAUUGUGAUGCAGGGUGCCGGCACGAAGAAUAUUGUGAAGGGAUCAUGGCCUCCGAAUCUUUCGCAUCAUAAGUACAAGACCCGUGAGGAAUGGGUGCCGUAUGUCAAGCAGCAUGCCACGACGUGCUAUCAUGCAUCCGGGACAUGUGCAAUGGGAGCCGACGACAACCCGAUGGCCGUACUAGACAACAAGCUCCGCGUUCAAGGGGUUGCCGGCCUGCGGGUAGCGGACACGAGCGUGAUGCCGGUGCUUUGCGGCGGACACACGCAGAUGGUAGCAUACGGGAUUGGCGAGCGCUGUGCGGAUUUCAUCAAGGAGACAUGGAACGAGGGAAGGAAAGAGGAGAGAACAAGACAAGGGGAGGGACAGGGGAGGGUGCUUACCCGGGCACACCUUUAGGGGACGGUGUUUGACUCUCACGCGAGUUAUGAUGUCUAUGCUUUCCGUCUAAGGUUCAUAGUUGAUGGAGUCAUGGAGAUAUCCUGCCAUGAACUUUCUUGACCGGGAAGUUGUCUGAGGGUUGCUGAAUGGACAGGUCUCAUCGCAAGGUGGUUAACCGACUCUCUACCGCUUUUGUGGGUUUCAUGAUAUACUGGGAACCAUGUACAAUUGCAGACGGUCGGAGUAAUGAGGCGAAUAUGCCAUUCUGCCUUGGUUGAUCCUAUCACGCCAUGCCAACGAUUCAACGUGCCUAACAAGACCCCGGUAUUCAUCUCCAAAUUAUCAAGUUGGGGGUCGCCACAUCACCCAAGACAUUGUCGAUCGAUCAUUUUCAGGCAAUAGUCUGGCAAAUUAGCAGAUUACAUUGGUCAAACCGUGCGAAAUGACGACGCUUCAAUGACUCGUGAGUGUCUCUAGCCAUCUCUAGACAAUCAGAUUAGCAUCUGAGUUCUCGACAUCAGUUCCGUAGUCUUACCUGGACAUACUGUACUCCGUAGAAUCACUCGAAUCACCAGAGGCGUGUGAACGUCGCCACUUUGCGGCAAAUCGCAAUGCAACAUUCAGCCACAUUCUGCAGGCCGAGCGCGUGGAGAGAAAGUGAGACAUCCGGCUGAAGUGGAUAAAGACUACGCCCCCUUUGAACUUUCCGAGGCUUGUCCCGAGUUCCCCGUACAGGGCGGCAGACUCAGUUGACGUUGAGUUAAUAGAUUGACGCUGCACGAGUUGCAUAACCAUGGCUUCAGCUGCCUGGAGUCCUUAGGCAGUAGCAUCAGACAAACGAUGCAAUCGAGACAUUGCAGACAAACAGGUCAAAGUAACUACCUCCCGAAGCAACUCUCACUAGUUUCCUUUGACUACCUCGCCUACAAACUCGACAGUCGACGAUCGCUCUAAGAUUCGGGCCCCAACAGGUCGGUGAGACCUCAUCCGAUACUUGCGUCCUCACGGAUGUCUGCGUCAGGAAAAGAAAUGCAUGUCUCAAAAGGUGCAGGGCGACGGCAAAUAUUGGACCAAGUCCUUCCGACGCCUGCCUUGCAACGUCGUGGACUUGGCUAAGCCGGCUCUCCAGGAAAUCCCAUGAGACAUUUGGUGGAGAUGUGAGACUAGCGGCUGCCAGUGGAGAAGCUAGUGACGACAUUGUGUCGAUCCUUGCUGUCUUUUGUCGUCGGCUGUCGACGCCGUAUUUCGUAGUUCCGGCCUGUUUGAGGGAGUCCCUUUCCCAGUCCUCUUGGGGUCUCGUCCCAGAUUUCCUUCCCCCGAACUUUCUAGGGGAAAUCAAUGGAUUGGCCAAAAAUAAUCGAUUGGUUUUUGCUGGAACGGGCGCUGAUCAUGCUCUAUUCUUGACGCGCAGGUUGAUUCCAGAAAAUUGGGAUCGGGAAAAAGGAGUGAAUACCUGAUCCCAGAAAAGACCGCUGAGACAUGGCUCCACUUGAGCUUCACUGCUGGAUUGUGUGAUGAGGGAUCAGGUUCGUGACGGGAAUUCUGGUAUAAAUACCUCCGGUUGUC
Aspergillus melleus is the source of this 3510-nucleotide messenger RNA. RefSeq names its product GMC family oxidoreductase. Gene Ontology annotation, molecular function: flavin adenine dinucleotide binding; oxidoreductase activity, acting on CH-OH group of donors. The record is from RefSeq and is a predicted model, not a curated record. The transcript is spliced from 6 exons. The coding region runs from base 172 to 1962 and encodes 596 amino acids. Lineage: Eukaryota; Fungi; Ascomycota; Eurotiomycetes; Eurotiales; Aspergillaceae.